AUGAUCUGUUUUGGAUUUUGUGCAGGUGCUACCCGCAAGAAGCCCGUCAUCGUACCUGAACAUAACGGCGACGGAGGUUCACAUAAUAACGACACAGAGAGAACUCCCGAUGCACCGGAACGUGUCAGCGACCGCCCUGAUAACGACCAUCCUGACGAUGAUGAGCCCAUAUCAGAUAUUACACCGAAUCAGCCCGUCGCUCGACGUAGAACAAAGCUACCUUCAGUACAACAAAGCGUUACGACUGCACGGUCUAGUAACCCACAAGAAGUGCCGGAACGAACUCCCGAUGCACCAGAACGUGUCAACGACCGUCCUGAUGACGACCAUCACGUAGACGAUGUACCCACAACAGAUAUUACACCCACCCGGCCUGCCGCUCGACGUAGUACAAGACUACAUACAGUACAACAAUUCGAUACGACCGCAAAGUCCAGUAACCCAAACCAAGGUGAUGUAAGAGUGCAACGGACUGUUAACGAAAAAGGUGGUACGCAUACACUGGAGGAUACCCGGGCAGUAACCGAUGAUGCGCUCCCGACCAUCCACACGCGAACAUCGCCAGCCAUAUUCGUGAAGGCGGUGUCCGGUCUGUCUGAGGACCAGAGACGUGCAGUCCGCGAUAUGGGAUUUGGAAGCUUGCUCGAUUUGACGAUAACAGCAACACCGGCGAAAAUGGGAUAUUGGCUGAUUGAUAACUUCAACCAUAUUGACCGGAAGCUGCAAUUGUAUGACGGUGGGAAAAUCCAUGUGAAAGAAGACGAUGCAUAUAGAGUGAUGGGUCUGCCCCGUGGGAAUAUUGAGGUCACAAAUCGGAAGAAAAAAACAGAGUCGGAAGCGUUGAAAGAAUGGGCCGAUGUGUACAAUGUCAACAUUGCCACCAAAAUAACGGCUACAAAGGUGUUGGAUAUGAUUCAGAUCUGUGAUAGGAGCGACGACUGGUUCAAACGGCAUUUUUUGGUUCUAAUGAUCACGUGUUUGUUUGAGAGCUCUCAGAACGGGGUGGCGAACUUACGCACGGUUCACUUGCUCGAUGAUUUAUCGAACGUGAGCAAGAUGAACUGGUGUGCGUACAUGAUUCGGUGUCUGGUGGGUGCUAAGAAAUCAUGGUAUGUUAGUCAGAAGCGCAAGAAUUUCACUGGACCUUUGCUAUUUUUGACGCUGUUUUAUGUCGACAAGGUUAUGUUAUCGAUUAGAUCCGUUCCAAGAUCACUACCGAUUUUUAAAUCAUGGAAUAACGGUUUGCUGAAAGCGAGAGAGCGUGACGAGGUUGCGGCUGGUGCAUUUGGGAGAGGAUAUGUUGAUGAUGACAUACAUGGGUCGGAUGGUCAUCACCGUGCCGACAUACAUAGUGGCAGUCCCGUUGGGAAUGACAUGAACU
Striga hermonthica is the source of this 1381-nucleotide messenger RNA. NCBI's taxonomy places the organism in Eukaryota, Viridiplantae, Streptophyta, Magnoliopsida, Lamiales, Orobanchaceae. The record is from the annotation of a GenBank genome assembly.